Molecule: messenger RNA, 4602 nt
Organism: Apodemus sylvaticus (European woodmouse)
Lineage: Eukaryota; Metazoa; Chordata; Mammalia; Rodentia; Muridae
Gene: Ebf4
Product: EBF family member 4
Exons: 15
Coding region: 99-2015 (638 amino acids)
Biological process (GO): regulation of transcription by RNA polymerase II
Molecular function (GO): RNA polymerase II cis-regulatory region sequence-specific DNA binding; DNA-binding transcription factor activity, RNA polymerase II-specific
Source: RefSeq, a predicted model, not a curated record
CCGGAGUCCCCUGGGCCCACCCGCUUGCGACAGCCCUCCUCUUGCCCGUGCUCCCUCCCUGCGGCUCCCGCUCCCCAGGGAGCGGCGGCGGCGGCGGGAUGGCCAGGGCCCGCGGCCAGGCCCCGGGGAGCGGCGGGCGGCGGCGGCCGCGGCGGGGAGGCGCAGGGACCGGGCCCCGGGGGGACUCGGCCGGUCUGCUGCUGCUCCUGCUGCAGGUGCUGCCGCCCGGGGCAGCGGCAGGCCCGGGGCGCCGGGGCACUCGGGGGCCUGGCGGCGGCUGCGUCUGCUGGCCCGGCGCCGGCCCUGCUUUUCCGCGGGACGCGCGUCUGCUGCUGUUGCUGCCGCCCCGGCCACCACCGUCGCCGCCGCCGACCUCCGCGGCCGCAGCCUCCCCCUCUCGGAUGGACGCUCUGCCCCGUGGUGGGCUCCACCUGAAAGAGGAGCCGCUGCUGCCCUCCAGCCUGGGCUCGGUGCGCUCCUGGAUGCAGAGCGCGGGCAUCCUGGACUCCAACACCGCGGCGCAGAGUGGCGUGGGCCUGGCAAGAGCACAUUUUGAAAAGCAGCCCCCCUCCAACCUCAGGAAGUCCAACUUCUUCCACUUCGUGCUGGCCAUGUACGACCGGCAGGGGCAGCCCGUGGAGGUGGAGCGCACAGCCUUCAUCGACUUCGUGGAAAAGGAUCGAGAGCCUGGGACAGAAAAGACAAACAACGGAAUCCAUUACCGCCUUCGGCUGGUGUAUAAUAACGGACUUCGGACAGAGCAAGACCUCUACGUGCGGCUUAUUGACUCCAUGUCGAAGCAGGCUAUCAUCUAUGAGGGACAGGACAAGAACCCUGAAAUGUGCCGAGUGCUGCUCACUCACGAGAUCAUGUGCAGCCGGUGCUGUGACCGCAAGAGCUGUGGUAACCGGAAUGAGACGCCUUCUGAUCCAGUCAUUAUUGACAGGUUCUUCCUCAAAUUCUUUCUCAAAUGCAACCAGAACUGCUUGAAGAAUGCCGGGAAUCCCCGAGACAUGCGCCGCUUCCAGGUGGUGGUGUCCACAACAGUGAGUGUGGAUGGACAUGUGCUGGCUGUGUCGGACAACAUGUUUGUGCACAACAACUCCAAGCAUGGACGCAGAGCCCGACGCCUGGACCCUUCUGAAGGUCAGGACUCCCAGCCCAGCCCUGGCCAGCCUCAGUCUCCGCCUUGGUGCAGUCCCUUGACCUGGGUCCUCUCCUACCUCCCAGCUGCCACCCCCUGCAUCAAAGCCAUCAGCCCCGGGGAGGGCUGGACCACGGGAGGCGCCACCGUCAUUAUCAUCGGAGACAACUUCUUCGACGGGUUGCAGGUCGUGUUUGGCAACGUGCUCCUGUGGAGCGAGCUCAUCACUCCCCAUGCUAUCCGGGUGCAGACACCGCCACGACACAUCCCUGGGGUAGUAGAAGUGACCCUCUCCUACAAGUCCAAGCAGUUUUGUAAAGGAGCCCCUGGCCGCUUUGUCUACACAGCCCUGAAUGAACCCACUAUUGACUACGGAUUCCAGAGGCUACAGAAAGUCAUUCCCAGACACCCGGGAGACCCCGAGAGGCUGCCCAAGGAAGUGCUGCUGAAAAGGGCGGCUGACUUGGCGGAGGCUCUGUACGGAGUGCCCAGCAGUAACCAGGAGCUCCUCCUGAAACGUGCGGCAGACGUGGCCGAGGCUCUUUACAGCGCCCCGCGCGCGCCUGCACCACUCGGACCCCUGGCCCCCAGCCAUCCGCACCCCGCCGUGGUGGGCAUCAACGCCUUCAGCAGCCCUCUGGCCAUCGCCGUCGGGGAUGCCACACCAGAGCCGGGCUAUGCCCGUAGCUGCGGCAGCGCAUCUCCCCGGUUCGCGCCCAGCCCUGGCUCUCAGCAGAGCAGCUAUGGCAGUGGCCUUGGAGCCGGCCUCGGUAGCUAUGGCGCGCCCGGUGUGACUGGCCUUGGUGUGCCCGGGUCCCCUAGCUUCCUCAAUGGCUCCACUGCAACCUCACCUUUCGCCACCCUUCCAUGAUUGUGAAGCCGCCCUUAAUUAGGGGACCUGUGCUGAAACCUGGUGGACAGCAACCUUUUGGGCCUUCACCGGGACUUCGGGAGGAGGCUGGCGGCCCCUGCUGGAAGCCUAAGGAACCUCUAGAGACUUAGGCUUCCAGCGCCUGGCAGUCCCCAGGGAUGUGUGGCUCUGGAUUUCAGAAGCACUUCCUGGAGCAGGGAAACACAGGGGUUUCCCAGGGGCACGGCGGGGGGCCCUGCAGGAGCUUCCUUACCUACUGGACACUCUUACUCCUGUCCCGUCCUUCUGAGCACCUUGAUCAGCCUCUCAGGUUCUCCCAGAUGGUUCAGGCAUCCUCUGUGAUCAGAGCUGGAUUCAGAAUUGAGUAUCUUAGUCAGGAGGUUUCAGACAUUCAACAAGUUACACUCAUGAACCUAAGUUCCUCUCAGUAAAUGAGGAUCAACACCACCCCCUGUUUCAGGUGGCUCUCUUACCUAAAUAUGCCACUGUGCAUAGAAAGCCAGGCAAAACUCAAAAAGAGUGUAUGAUUUUGCAGGCUCAACCCAAGCUGUAGGUGCUAACCGACUUCCCCCUGUCAUCUUGGGUUAAGGCAGUUCCCUUGGAUGGAUGGAUGGAUGGACAGUGGAUUUUUAUGCUUUAUUAUUUUGCACUACCUGUCAGUCCCUUGCAAUACCAACGAUUACUCAGCAGAUACGUAUAUACACAUAUGGUAAUAAAGCACUAGGCUUAGCAGACCCGUUCUGUCCUUCUCACCAGCGAAAACCUCUUUACAGUCACAAGGGAGGUUGUCCCUCGAGGCCUGGGGCUCUACUGAAUCUGAGCAGUAGUAGCAUCUGCCCAUGGAGGAGCCUGUGGUGCCUCACUUCUGCCUCCCCAUUCCCUGUUUUUCAAUACCUGACAUAACUUGACUAGUCGCCUGCCUAACCUUCCUACAAGGGCACUAAUCGUACAGGCUGUGAACCUGGCCUGGCGCGUACUUUGACCUUGAUUUUACUUGUGAAAGCCAAGGUCUCUCUAAGCCAGAGUCCACGCAGGCUAUAGCCUUCUCGUGUCCCUCCCAAAGCAAGCCUCUCUGGGACUUAGCCCAGCACCAGGCCUCCCUGUCCACAUCCUUUCAGUUCUGAGAGUCAGCCUCACAGCCUUGUUCUAGGUUUCCCUUGGCUCACCCUUUCCUGGAGACACAACAGCACCAGGCAGCAGUGAUGGCUGCCCCAGUGCACAGUCUACCCUAGUCACCCCAUUCAACAAGCUCAGAACUUCCAGUGAGUGUUCCCAUUUAUGCCCUGUUUCACCAUCAGCAGGGACAUUCUGGACUCUACACAGGAGGCCUGUUCCCAUCACAGAAUAUGCUUACCCAGGCCCACAUCUGUUCCCCGAAUGCAGGGUGCUUUGUGACACCAUACCAGUGUGCCAUUCUCAUUGAGUUUGCCAAGGUGUCCCUAAAAAUGCCAUCAGAAUUGUCCUAGCCAAUCAUGCUGGAGCUGUCAUGUCUCUGCUUGGUCUUCAGUAUUAAUUAUUAGCAAGUCUAGAACUUCAUAACUGCAAAAUGCGACUGUUAGCUCUCUAGGCCUUGAUACUGAUAUCAAGCAACACACUUCAUUAUAUAUUAUAUAUGAAAAAUGUCCAGGAAGAUGCUAGCACUGAACAUUUUCCUCAAGGAGAUGGUGGCCAUGUCUAAGGACAUUAGAAUAGGGUAGCAAUUGCAGUCAUUUUUGUGUAUCAAAAGUCAUAGAAUGGUUGGUUCUGGUGUCAAAAGCCUUCUCAGGCUGAAGAUUUCCUCCAGGAAGUGUGUACCUGCUGUCCACGUUUGCUGGUUGAGGUUGCAGAGAGGCAGAAGUGAGAGACCUCAGACAGGGGCCCGAGCAGAUACAAGAGGCUUCCAGGGCCCAACUGGAGAAGACAGGGCCUUGAGUUAAACUGGAAAGAAGCAGUGUGCAGAGUGGGGAGGACAACGUGUAGGGUGUGCUGGGCAGGACCGCUCACUUGGAGAGGAGGUUUGGGUGCUUGUGUGAUGGUGAUUAUAUCGAGGCUGCACACACACCAAGCCUUCAUUCCUAUCUACCUACUCCAACUUUGUUGUGACCCUUGAACUUUCAUGUUAGCCUUGUCAACACACACUCAUAAGCAUUUUAGAAUUCCAGUGGAAUUCCGAUCUUUCCCUUUCCCUUUCUUAUCUCCUGUUGUUGGGAGAAUUUCCUACUGUUUGUUUUCCCUGAGACUGAUCCUGUCAUUUCCAUCCCUGAAUGUGAUGUCCAAAAUUCUAAAAGAAAAGGCAAGGACCGGACCUAGGCCCAGAGGUUUCCAGUUUACCUCUAGAUAUUACCUCCUAGUGGUCUUCUUAGGAAGACCACAUCCUAGGGAGGCCUGAGCCUGCAGCCAGGUCAACAGGGACUCGCUGCCCAUGUGACACCGCAACCCUGCUGCUCACUCUGGUGCUGUCUCGCUGUUGUGUCUCCCACUGCCUACCUUGAUGCACCGCCCCUUCCUCGCCCCGCCCCGGAGUCAUGCCCUCUAGUCCCCCGCUGGCGGCUGCCUCCUCCAUGUCCCUUCCGGCCGCCGCCCCCACCACCAGCGUCUUCUCCUUCUC